Molecule: messenger RNA, 912 nt
Organism: Culex pipiens pallens (northern house mosquito)
Lineage: Eukaryota; Metazoa; Arthropoda; Insecta; Diptera; Culicidae
Exons: 4
Coding region: 142-798 (218 amino acids)
Biological process (GO): protein secretion; vesicle-mediated transport
Cellular component (GO): Golgi membrane
Source: RefSeq, a predicted model, not a curated record
UGAUUGUUUACAUCGCUCAAACGUCAAAACAGGAGAAAAAGAUUGACGUGUGAAUUUUUAACAAAACAGACCGAAAAUUUGCAAAAAAUAUAAAUUUGGAGUGAAAAUCUUCGCAAAACAACUGAAAACCUUGCCAUCACGAUGUCUUCAGCAACGGUUCCCCUGCUGGACGACACGGUUCCCUUCGGUGACGAAGAGCUCGACUCCUCCGGCGGAGCGAAGCGACUUUCCCACCCGUACGUGACCUUCUUUCACGUGUUCUUCCGCGGAGCGGCCGUGGCGACCUAUCUGUUCUGGGGGCUGUUUAGCGAUUCGUUCAUAAAGUGCUUUCUGAUGAUGGUGUUCCUGCUGUCGGCGGACUUUUAUCUGGUGAAGAAUUUGUCCGGGCGGCUGCUGGUCGGUAUGCGAUGGUGGAACUACGUGGACGACGACGGCCGGUCCCACUGGGUGUUUGAGUCGAAGAAGGGGGACGCGAAUUACGAGGCGCGCAUCAAUCCGCACGAGGCCAGACUUUUUUGGAUGGCGUUGGUCGUUUGUCCGGUCAUUUGGUCGCUGCUGCUGCUGGUGGCACUGGUCGGGUUCAAGUUUGAGUGGAUGCUCCUAGUCCUGAUUGCCCUGUCGCUGAACGGCGCCAAUCUGUACGGUUACAUCAAGUGCAACUUUGGAGCCGGUGCCAACCUGAGCACCACCACGACAGAUUUCGUCAAAAGUCAAGUCCUGAAGAACGCCGUCAGCUUGAUGACUCAGUCGAGCACGCCAGCGGCGUCCGCGGCACCGAAGCCAACAAUUGUAGCUUAAUCAAAAAUCAUGACUGUAAAUUGAAUUGUGUCUAAAAUAGGCGAUCUCGCGCAUGGUAAUGUAUUUAUUAAAGAUUCACUAAUAAAUGUGCCCCAGAUUCAUUCCAAAAUGUGA